This is a messenger RNA of Chaetomium globosum CBS 148.51, 603 nucleotides long. RefSeq lists its product as uncharacterized. NCBI's taxonomy places the organism in Eukaryota, Fungi, Ascomycota, Sordariomycetes, Sordariales, Chaetomiaceae. The coding region runs from base 1 to 603 and encodes 200 amino acids. The record is from RefSeq and is a predicted model, not a curated record. Gene Ontology annotation, biological process: signal transduction. The transcript has 2 exons. Gene Ontology annotation, cellular component: plasma membrane. Gene Ontology annotation, molecular function: GDP binding; GTPase activity; GTP binding.
AUGACCCAACCAUUGAGGGUACGCAGCAGCAAACCACCCCUUCCCCCUCUACCGCCGCCGCAGCAAUUGAUUGAUAUUCUGGUAGAUUCGUACCGCAAGCAGUGCAUGGUAGACGAUGAGGUGGCGCUUCUCGACGUGCUAGACACAGCUGGCCAGGAGGAGUACUCGGCGAUGCGGGAGCAAUACAUGCGCACCGGCGAGGGUUUUCUCCUUGUCUACUCGAUCACAUCCCGCGAGAGCUUCGAAGAGAUCAGGACCUUCCAACAGCAGAUCCUGCGCGUCAAGGACAAGGACGUUUUCCCCAUGGUGGUCGUCGGCAACAAGCUUGAUUUGGCGAGCGAGCGCAAGGUCUCGGUUGAAGAGGGCAAGAUGCUGGCAGACGAGUUCAACUGCUCCUUCCUCGAGACAUCGGCCAAGACCAACACGAACGUCGAGCCGGCCUUUUUCGAGGUCGUCCGGGCGAUCAGGAAUUACAACCGCGAGAUGCAGGGCGGGCCGACCAUUGGUGGCGGUCUUUCUCACAACGGCGGCGGCAUGGGCAAGAUGGACAUGGCCGACGACGACGCGCAGGCGGGCUGCUGCUCCAAGUGCGUGCUCAUGUGA